AUCAUAAGAAUUGUAUGACAGACAGCAAGGAGAAUUAUCGAGGAGAUUGUGGGAGUGCCAUGUAAGGGUUAACGAUGAUAAAAAUAAUUUUAACAAUGAAGGACCUUAUUUUGGAAGUUAAAUUCGUCAGUUGACAUCAUGGCCUCAGGUAUCAAAUUGGACGAAAGCUGUAAGAAAAUGUUCUCUUUGGUCAAAGACAAGCAUGAACACGCAUGGGCCAUCAUGAAGAUUGACAAUGAUAAGGAAGUUGUUCUUACGAAACAACAUGGCAAACUUGUAUCCAACACUGAUUUAGAGGAAAAUGAAAGACUCUUUGAAGCCAUGAAAGGGAAAGUUGCAGAACUGGACGGGCCAUGUUACAUCCUGUUCGAUUUUGUCUACCAACAGAAGAGUGGUGCUACCAAAGAUAAACCAAUUUACAUCUAUUGGUGCGAUGAUGACUGCGUUGGAGUAAAGGAAAAGAUGAAAUAUGCUGCAACUAAUUCUGAGUUGAAGAAGCAGUGCAAUGGAUUUGAGACAUUUGAAUUCCACGAUAAAGAUGACUUCUGUUUCCAAAAGAUUUCUAAUGAAUUGAAAGCAAAAGACAGGCAAUAACUUGCUGCUGUCACAAAGAGAACAGCACCUUCACUUGCCACUUUUUUAUCUCAGUUUCGAUAACUCAGUUUAACAUUAAGAAGCACUACGGCUGGUAGAUCACGUUAAGAAAGAAGUUAAUUGUAAUAGAAUAUAUGAUGAGUGAAGUUGCUGCAUUUAUGAUCUAGUUUUGUUCUUACACUGCAAUGUAUUUAUUGGGAUGCAAGUUAAUAAAUGACAAA
This is a messenger RNA of Pocillopora verrucosa, 815 nucleotides long. RefSeq names its product actin-depolymerizing factor 2. NCBI's taxonomy places the organism in Eukaryota, Metazoa, Cnidaria, Anthozoa, Scleractinia, Pocilloporidae. The record is from RefSeq and is a predicted model, not a curated record. Gene Ontology annotation, biological process: actin filament severing; actin filament depolymerization. Gene Ontology annotation, molecular function: actin filament binding. Gene Ontology annotation, cellular component: actin cortical patch; cytoplasm; actin cytoskeleton.